CGUCAGUGAGGAGAAGCGCCGUUUGAGGGGGGUACAAACUUUGGUAAAAAGGGGGUUGAACCGAGGACGCGUGUGGUUUCUUGGAAAGUGGCAUCCGUGUGAAGAAGACGAGACUUGUUUAGUUCUCUCUGGACUUUAACCAACCUGCGGGUCCGUCUCUCAAUUAAUCCGGAUUCAAACCUGCUCUCAGAUUAUCUGGACCCAGCCAUGAGGACAAACGUAUGGAUUUACCAAACUUUGCUGUGUGUUCUUGUCACUCUUGUGGACCCAGGCUGCUGUCAAAAGCCUCAUCGUCAGUUUUUGCAGAAGUAUGAAAAGACCGAGAGCCACAUGAUGAUUUGCACGGACUGUCCUCUGACUCCGUUGGUGCAGAGGAGCCGCUCGCAGGAACACUGCGCCCGGAAGUGCAAGAAGCUGAAGAAGAGAUUCAACUGUAGGGCUUUCAACUUUCAAAGGCACAACAGGAAAUGCCACUUGCUUCCCUUUGACCGUUUCACCCACGGUGUGCAGAAGCAGGCCAACAUCAACUUCACUUUGUACGAGAAAAAAGAUUAUAUAAGGGAGUGCAUCUCCAGCACCAAGGACGACUACAGAGGGAGGAGGUCUUGGACAAAGUCAAAUAUCACUUGCCAAGCUUGGUCUGAUAAUAACAUCAAUGAACACACGUUUUAUCCAGAUCGGUACCCGACUCAAGACCUGAGGGAGAACUUCUGUCGGAAUCCCAACGACGAUCCCGGCGGUCCGUGGUGUUACACCACAGACCCCAAUGUGCGAGCCGAGGAGUGUGGCAUACCGCAGUGUUCACAGGAAGUCUGUGUGACAUGUAACGGAGAGGGUUAUCGGGGCAAAGUGGACCACACGGAGAGCGGAAAGGAGUGUCAGAGGUGGGACUCACAGAAGCCUCACAGACACGACUUCCAACCCAAAAGAUAUCGGGAUAAAGGCUUGAAGGACAACUAUUGUCGCAACCCAGACAACCGCCUUCGACCCUGGUGCUUCACCAUGGAUCCCAAAAGUCCGUGGGAGUACUGCAACAUCUCUGUGUGCGACUCGGACCCCAGCGAGGACGCCGAUGUCAACACGACCACGUCCUGCGUCCAGGGGGAGGGAACGAAUUACAGAGGAACCAUGAAUGUCACCCCAGAGGGCGUGACAUGUCAGCGCUGGGACUCCCAGUUCCCCCACAACCACUCUUUUCUUCCUCAGAACUUCAAAUGCAACUCGUGUGUGUGUUCUAGAGACCUCAGGGAGAAUUAUUGCCGCAACCCGGAUGAUGCAGAUUACCCGUGGUGCUUCACUACGGACCCUAAUCAGAGGAGAGCCAAGUGCACGCACAUUCCUAGAUGUGAUGCCGAAGCAACGCAAAAGAUUGAGUGUUAUGAAGACAAUGGAGAGACGUACCGGGGCGCUUUAUCCAUAACUCGAUCCGGGAUUCCCUGUGCAAACUGGACACAUCACAUAAACAGUGGGGAUUCUCACUCCACAGUAUCCCACGUAGGGCUGGAGAGGAACUACUGCCGGAACCCGGAUCGAGACAAACACGGCCCCUGGUGUUACACGAGUCCAAAUAACCGCUUGGUGUGGGACUACUGCAAACUCAAGCAAUGUGAAUCUGCAACAACGCCCCCACAACCGAACAAUCCAACCAGGCCCAAGAUCUCAUGCUUUGUGCACAUAAACACCAGAAUAGUCGGAGGACAUGAAGUACGAGCUACAGAUGGCAGCUGGGUUGUAAGCAUCCAAAGAGAGAAGGUUCAUUUGUGUGGCGGCUCACUGAUCAGAGAGGACUGGGUUCUGACGGAUCAACAGUGCUUUACAUCCUGCGUUCCAGAGCUGAAAGACUAUAGUGUCCAGGUGGGUCUGCAACAUCUUAAUGAGUCCUCUGGGCGCCCAAGACUACGAAUUUCCCGCCUGAUCUGUGGCCCGGAAGGAUCCAAUCUGGUUAUGUUGAAACUAGAGAACCCCGCUCCUGUGUCAGAGGGUGCCUCCACAAUUCACCUUCCAGUAAAAGAGUGUCACAUCGCCGAAGGCACCAACUGCACCGUGUACGGAUGGGGAGAAACCAAAAAUACAGGUCAGGAUGAAGUUCUGCACUCGGUCACCAUGCCGAUGGUCAACAAUGACAUGUGCUCACAAAUCAAAGGCGAUGCCGGGGAAAGCAGGAUAUGUGCCGGCGGAAAAGUUGGUGAAGGAGUGUGUGAUAGAGACUAUGGUGGCCCAUUGGUUUGCCAGGAGCAUGAGCGCAAAGUUAUUGUUGGUGUGAGCAUCCAAAGGACAAAAUGUGCCUCAUCGCAGCCCGCCCUAUUCGUCAAUGUUGCUUUCUACUCGGAGUGGAUUUACAAAGUAUUUAAGCUUUACCCUACAGAGGAAAGGAACUAACGUUUGGACCACAACGGGCCAAAUAUACGGCAAAAAGACUACCAAGAUCUUCCCAAAGGGAGCUAAUCAAUUGGAAAAUUGCCCUUUUUUUUUUUUGUGACUUGUAACUGGAGACUGGUGUACCAAAUGGAAUCUUAUUGCUUUAGAAAUGAGAAGAUCUGUUUAUUUUGCAUCAGUAGGAUUUCUACGACCAAAGUCUUGGGCACAUGGAUGUCGAACUGAAGUAUUUUGACAUGUUCAGAGUUUCUGAAGCCACAUAAAUGCAGACAAUGAGAAAGACGUUGGUGAAUGAGAAUGAUCUCCUGGAAUGUACUUGAACCCAGUUCCAACCAGGCUACUACCCACGGUAUUCCUUGUUGAAUGGGAUUUCCUUUCUUCUUUGGAAUUUGUUUAGCUGGACUACAAAUUGUGUCUUUUUACCUUUUUUUUUU
Molecule: messenger RNA, 2810 nt
Organism: Nothobranchius furzeri (turquoise killifish)
Lineage: Eukaryota; Metazoa; Chordata; Actinopteri; Cyprinodontiformes; Nothobranchiidae
Gene: hgfa
Product: hepatocyte growth factor a
Biological process (GO): proteolysis; positive regulation of protein phosphorylation; negative regulation of apoptotic process
Molecular function (GO): serine-type endopeptidase activity; signaling receptor binding
Source: RefSeq, a predicted model, not a curated record